Cladocopium goreaui is the source of this 6867-nucleotide messenger RNA. The record is from the annotation of a GenBank genome assembly. Lineage: Eukaryota; Dinophyceae; Suessiales; Symbiodiniaceae.
AUGGUGAUCAUUGCCCGGGCACCGGGCAAUGAAGCCCUGGGGAAACCAACGGAAGAGAUUCAUGACCUCCAUGAUCGCCUUAACCUGAUUAAGGUUCAGAUAGCGGAGCUUUAUGCCCUGAAUCAAAAAUUCAGGUGCAAUUUCGAGCAUCUUUCUGUUGCGAUGCUGCAUGCCAAGAAGAACCACCUGCUGGAUGAUGAAGAAUUGAUGCGAUUGGAAGAGCUGAACCGAGCUGCCAACGCUGCCAAGCACGAAGGUUUGGGCAUUGAUGACCCAGAGGAAGACAGCCAGAAAAGAGAUGACAAGAAGAAGGACGAGCAGAGGGAAAUCAUGGCAGAAGAUAUUGGUCAUGAGUGCGGCUUCGCGAUGCUUCGGCUUUUGAAACCUCCUGAGUACUACUUGGAGAAGUAUGGCACCCACUUCUUCGGUUUGAAUCGAAUGCACUUGCUCAUGGAGAAACAACGAAACCGUGGACAAGAUGGCGCAGGCGUUGCCAAUGUAAAGUUGGACAUGGCGCCAGGCACCAAGUACAUUCACUGCGAGAAAUCCAUUGCAGCCGAUCCGAUCGGAGAUUUGUUCGGCCGUGUGGAAAAGCAGGCCACUGCCCAGUUGCAUAAAGCACCAAAGGAUGCCAAGUUGCCAACUGGCCCGGGCGGCAAAGAGCAAGUUGAUCCCAGGUGGGUCAAGGACAACAUCCCUUUCUGCGGGGAGUCGUACUUGGCUCAUGUCCGCUAUGGAACUGACAGUGAGAACAGCAUCGAUCGAUGUCAUCCUGUGACACGUGAAAGCAAUUGGAUGACCAGAAAUCUCAUCCUGGCUGGAAAUUUCAACAUCACCAACAACGAGGACCUCUUCGGCAGCUUGGUGCAACUUGGCCAACAUCCACGGGAGCUCUCUGACACCGUGACGCUCUUGGAGAAGAUUGGCCACUUCGUGGACAAAGAGAACAACGACCUCUAUGUGAAGUAUUCAGCAGCAGGUCACAGUCCUCAAACUUGUUUCAGUCUCAUUGCAGAGAACAUCAACAUUGCAAGGAUCCUACGCCGUGCUUCCAGCCUCUGGGAUGGUGGAUACUGCAUUGCUGGUUUGUUGGGACAUGGGGAUGCUUUUGUGAUGCGAGAUCCUAGCGGAAUUCGCCCUGCCUUCUACUACGCAGAUGAUGAGUUCAUUGUGGUGUGCAGCGAAGCACCUUUGAUCCAGACGGUGUUCAAUGUCAAUGGGGACCACGUGCAUCCACUGCCACCAGGACAAGCACUGUGCAUCAAGAGGAGUGGAGCUUGGACGUUGGAUCAAAUCCUGGUGCCAUUACCAUUGAAGCAGUGCUCCUUUGAACGCAUCUACUUUUCUCGCGGGAAUGAUGCUGGCGUGUACCGAGAGCGCGAGGAGCUUGGAAGAUUGCUGCUGCCGCCACUCUUGAAACUCUUGGGUGAGAAUUCAUUGUCAUUGGCCAACACUGUGCUUUCCUUCAUCCCCAACACCUCUGAGCUGGCCUUCUUGGGCUUGGCCAAGCAGGCGCAGGACCACUUGGAUUGUCAGAAGGCGGACAUCUUCAAAGCGCUGAAGGCCAACAACGGCAAUGCUCCAAAGCUCAGCGAUGCGCAAUUGCAGGAGCUGCUCACCGCUAAGGUGCGAACUGAGAAAGUGGUGCACAAAGACGCCAAGAUCCGCACCUUCAUCCAGGAGGACUCGUCCCGCGAGCAUUUAACCAUGCAUGCCUACGAUGUGCACUAUGGCACCGUGCGACGUGGUCAAGAUGCCAUUGUGGCUUUGGAUGACUCCAUCGUGCGAGGCAACACUUUGAAGAAUGCCAUCCUACGAACCCUCGACAAGAUGGGCCCCACUCAGAUUGUGGUGGUAUCUUCGUGUCCUCAGAUUCGUUAUCCCGACGUCUAUGGCAUUGACAUGGCGAAGCUGGGUGACUUGGCUGCUUUCAAAGCAGCCAUUGGCCUCAUGAAGGAUCGGGGUAUGGAACACAUCCUGGACGAAGUCUACAAGAUGUGUCGUGAGGAGCUGAAGGCACCGUUGAAGGCCGGGCACAUUGUGAACCACGUGCAGAGGAUCUACGAACCCUUCACCCCAGAAGAGAUCUCACUGCGCAUCGCCAAGGAUGUAAAGCCUAGUGACUGCAAAGCCGAAGUACAUGUUUUGUAUCAAAGCGUGGAGGACUUGCAUAAGGCACUGCCAGAUCACAGUGGUGACUGGUAUUUCACUGGUGACUAUCCAACACCUGGUGGUGCCCGAGUUUGCUGCCGUGCUUUUGCCCUGUGGAUGGAAGGAAGCACUCAGCGAUGCUACGGCAUCCACUCAGCUCUGUCCUUCCUGAAAGCUCGACGUCCCGCCUUGGUCUUGGGCAGUGGUGGUCGGGAACAUGCUUUGGCAUGGAAGCUCAGCAAAAGCGCGGAGGUCAGUGUCGUCUUCGUGGCACCUGGCAAUGGUGGAAUUGGCAACUCGUAUGGUCAAGCUGAACCCUUUGAUGCGUCUCCCAUGGUGAAUGUGGAUUUGGCGAUCACAGGUCCAGAUUUUACCGAUGUGAUCAGCUUUUGCAGGCAGCAUGAUGUCGGCCUCGUGGUGGUGGGUCCUGAGCAGAUGCUGGCAGAUGGUGUGGCUGACAAGCUUCGCGAGGAGGAUAUUCCUGUCUUCGGACCAAGCAAAGCUGCCGCCCAGAUUGAAGCCUCCAAGUCCUUCGCAAAGGACUUCAUGAGGCGACACAAGAUCCCCACAGCUGAAUAUCAGACCUUCACAACAGGUGGUUUGGAUGCAGCGCUCAAAUACAUUGACUCAGUGUCCUUUGACGUGGUGGUGAAAGCCAGUGGCCUUGCUGCUGGGAAGGGUGUCAUCGUGCCAGAGAGCAAGGAGGAAGCGAAGCAAGCUGUCAGGGACUGUUUGGAAAAGAACAUGUUUGGUGAAGCUGGGCAAGAGGUUGUCAUCGAGGAGAGGCUCUUCGGCCCUGAGUGCUCCGUCUUGGCCCUAUGUGAUGGACACCGCAUCGCAGUCCUUCCACCUGCCCAGGAUCACAAACGAGCCUUCGACAGUGACCAAGGGCCCAACACUGGUGGUAUGGGAGCCUUUGCACCAACACCUGUCGUCAAAGAAGAGAUGUUGGAGCAAAUCAAGAAGGACAUCCUGCUACCGACCAUCAAUGGAAUGAGGGCUGAGGGCAAACCGUUCAUCGGUUGUCUCUUUGCAGGCCUGAUGAUUACCCCCAGCGGGCCAAAGGUCAUUGAGUUCAACUGCCGUUUUGGUGACCCUGAAACCCAAGUGGUUCUGCCUCUCAUCGAGGGUGACCUUUACCACAUGCUAAGCUCCUGCGCCAAUGGUGAGCUGUCGGAAAAGGCCAUCAGCAUCUCUGCAGACACCUGUGCUGUCACCGUGAUCAUGGCCAGUGGCGGCUACCCGGGAUCCUAUGCCAAGGGCCACAUGAUUUCAGGCCUUGAACGUGCCGGCAUUGUACCUGGCGUCACCGUCUUCCAUGCAGGUACGAAGCCCGUGGACAACCCAGCCAUCUCCCUGACUUUGACGACCAGUGCAGGGGCAGCUGCUCUUCAGCGCAUGCUUCACCAUCGAACCAUGACCAGAGGGGUGAUGAAGCCCACCUCGGUGGUCACAUCAGGUGGCCGAGUCCUUGCUGUGACAGCUGUUGCGCAUGGUGGAAUCUCCGAAGCUCGAGAACGCGCCUAUGUUGCCGUGCGCUCCAUUCGCUUCCAGGACAGUCACUACCGCAAGGACAUUGGUUCUUCCGCCAUUGCCAUCCCUAGACCUCGCAUCCGCAGCGGUGGGGAAUUGGCCAGCAUGGGCAGCAUGGGCAUCCAAGCCAAUGCCAGGAGCUUCAACACAACACCAGAGAGGAAGAGUUCAGCCACUUACCUCGAUGCUGGGGUGGACAUUGAGAUGGAUGAAGCCAUUGGCGCAAGCACCAAGAAGUUGAUGCAGCGCACCAGCCGUCCAGGAUGCACCUUGUCCAGUGAAGUGCAUGAAGGUCACUGCGAGCUGAGUACAUUGGGGUACAAGGCUCCUGAGGUGGUCAACAGCACCAAUGGCAUUGGAACAAAGCUGAAAGUGGCCACUGCCAUGGGUCAGUUUGAAAGCAUUGGCAUAGAUUUGUUGGCCCUUUGUGCCAAUGAUGUUGCAGCACGAGGUGCUGAACCAUUGAUGUUUUCCAGCCAUCAUUCCUGUGCCAAGCUGGAUGCGCAGCAGUCCUUGCAAGUGAACCAGGGGGCUGCGGACGGCUGUCACGAGGCCAACUGUGCUUUUGUGGAGGCAAAGACUGCUGAAAUGCCAGGGGUGUACAACUCGGGCACCUUUGACUUGGUUGGCUUUUGUAUUGGUGCGACUGAGCGUGGAUCACUUCUGCCCAAGCGGGAUACCAUGAAGGCGGGCGAUGUCAUCAUCGGUCUUCAUUCCUCGGGACUUCACAGCAAUGGCUUUAGCUUGUUGCGGUCGGUGGUGCAAGCAGCUGGCAUCCGCUAUCAGGCUGCAGCUCCCUUUGAUCCCACCCGUUCUUUCGGAGAGGUCCUUUUGGCACCCACACGCAUCUAUGUCCGUGCCUUGCAGGCUUUGACAAAGGCAGGACUGUUGAAGGGUGCAGCCCCAAUCACUCGCGGUGGUUUGUCGCGAAGCAUUCCCAGGGUGCUCCCGAAGCAGCUGAAAGCUCAAUUGAAAGCAGAAAAUUGGGAGCUUCCUGCAGUUUUCCGAUGGAUUGCAGCCAGGUGCAAGAUCCCUUGCGAUGAGUUGGCAGCCACUUUCAACUGUGGUAUCGGCAUGGCCCUGGUGGUGGCACAGGAACACAAGGAGCAAGUCAUGACGAUGCUGAAGAAGAUGGAUGAGGAACCUUGCGUCAUUGGAGAGCUGUUCGCCCGAAAGGAUGGCCAACCACAAGCCCAUAUUGAUGGAGCUGAGAGUUGCUGGCUGAUGCUUCCAGAACUUGGCGUGUCUCUGCCAUUCCCUCAGGUGCUGUCGUCCUUGCAAGAUCCACACAUGGUCUCACGAUCCAAGGUCUUGGCUCUGGGUGGUAGCGCACUGGCCACACCUCUCAAAGCCCUGUUGGAAGCCACAGAAAUCUGGGCUUUUCCUGCCGAAGUGAGUGCAGUGAUCAGUCUGAGUUCGCAGAGUCAACUGGUAAAAACUGCCAAGACUGCGGGCAUCGCCAGCUUCGUUGUGGAACCUGAAGUCAAGGUGGGAGGCAAUUCUUUCGCGCCCCCUCCGCGUGGUGCAGAUUCUCAAAUUGAGGAGCUUUUAGAAAAAGUCUUGGAGCAGCAUCGUGCAGAUCUCAUUGUGGUCAUGGAUGAUUUCAGCUUGGACCUCUUGCCCCUGAGCAUGCGCAAGAAAUGGGCCGGCAAACUCAUCACUGUGAGAGCUUCGUUGGUUCCAUACAAGGCUGAUCAGGAUCCUUUGCAGCUGGUGCUGGACGCUGGAAUGUGUGUGACCGGCUGCACGGUCUAUCAACAGACUGAAGAGGCUAAUGGACCUGGUGAGAUCAUGCUGCAAGAGACUGCGCGGGUUCUGGAGAGCGACACCCCCGACAGCCUCCAUGAGAGGAUCAUCGAGGAUGCAGAGAGCAAAGCAUUACCCGAGGCCGUGCGCCUGGUGGCCUCCGGAAAGUGGAAGUCGCGAAGGUCUGUGGCCUCAGCAGCACAGCCAACCCCUUCCUUGCCAUCUACAGCGUCCGCAGCAAAGAUGGACGGCGAUGCCAAGAGAUACGAACAGCGUGGAGUAUCCGCUGACAAGGGUGAUGUGCACGCUGCAAUCAAGAACAUGGACAAGGGCCUUUUCCCUCGGGCUUUCUGCAAAGUGGUCCCAGACUUCAUCAGCCGUGAUCCGACACAGGCGAUUGUGAUGCAUGCAGAUGGUGCUGGCACCAAGUCCUCCUUGGCCUACAUCUACUGGAAGAAGACUGGGGACAUCUCUGUGUGGAAAGGCAUUGCACAAGAUGCUUUGGUGAUGAACCUGGAUGAUUUGCUAUGUGUUGGCAUUACUGACAACAUUUUGCUGUCCAGCACCAUUGGUCGCAACAAGAACCUCAUCCCUCGUGAGGUCAUUGGGGCCGUGAUUGCCGGCACUGCCGCCUUGGUGGAUGAGCUGAACAGACAUGGAGUCGGCAUCAUCUUGACCGGAGGUGAGACGGCAGAUGUGGGCGACCUGGUCCGGACCAUCAUCGUGGACUCCACCGUGGCGGCCCAAGUGCCCAGAAGUGAUGUGAUUGACAACGCAAACAUCCGUGGAGGCGAUGUGAUCGUGGCCUUGUCAUCUUCGGGGAGGGCCACCUAUGAGGAGGGCUACAAUAGUGGCAUUGGUAGCAACGGCCUCACGGCGGCCAGACAUGACACCUUCAAGCACUCCUUGGCCAAAGAAUUCCCUGAAUCGUUUGAUCCUAUGAUGGCCGAAGAGUUGGUCUACAGUGGCAAGGUGGGAUUGGAAGAUCCCAUUGAAAUCGAAGGAUUCGGCACCAUCCCAGCAGGCAAAUUGCUGCUGUCGCCCACCCGAACUUACGGACCCAUCGUGCAGAAGAUUUUUGCCGCUGGCCUUCGUCAGCAAAUCCAUGGCAUGGUCCAUUGCUCUGGUGGGGCACAGACGAAGGUUCUGCAUUUUGUGGAUGGUGUUCAUGUGAUCAAGGACAACUUGAUGAAGACGGCCCCUGUCUUCAGAGUAAUUCAAGCCAACUCGGGUACACCAUGGGAAGAGAUGUACAAGGUCUUCAACAUGGGCCACCGUUUGGAAUUCUAUACCAAUCAGGAGGCAGCAUCGAAGAUCAUCGACAUCUCCAAGACCUUUGGAGUUGAUGCCCAGAUCAUUGGCCGAGUAGAAGCUCUUCCAGGCAAGAAGAAAGUGACCAUCAAAUCGGAGCAUGGCGUUUUCGAGUAUGGCUCCUAA